ACAGCCGAACUGCUGAACUGCAGUCAGCUGAAGUAGCCUGCAGUGCUGCAUUUAACCACUGCGCCACCUUGGCUCAUAAACCUUGGUCUGGCUCAUAAACCUUGGUCCUUCAAGCUCCAUUCAAUAAGUCCUUCUCCUUCAUUUGGUCCGUCAAGAUCCACCAUGGGUCUACUAAUUGCGGCAGCAAUAGGCGCAGGUAGCGUCGUGGGUAUGCCACUUGUACUCAGCGCUAUGGGCUUCACAGCUGCUGGCAUUGCUGCCGGAUCGCUGGCAGCAAAAAUGAUGUCAGCUGCAGCCAUAGCCAACGGUGGUGGAGUGGCUGCUGGGAGUGUGGUUGCCCUGCUGGGGCAGCAGGCCUUUCUGUCACAACCCAAGCUGGGAUAGCAGUGGUUACUGGAGCACUGGGGAUCCUGGUGUAAUUAAUAUCUGCAAAGGAGUUCACAAUGUCACAGCACUUAAGUACUUAUCUGUGAACUAAGAAGCUUAAUUUCCACGAACCAAUCAAUCAUUUAUCUCAAUCAUAAUCUGAA
Molecule: messenger RNA, 530 nt
Organism: Thamnophis elegans (Western terrestrial garter snake)
Lineage: Eukaryota; Metazoa; Chordata; Lepidosauria; Squamata; Natricidae
Product: interferon alpha-inducible protein 27-like protein 2A
Exons: 5
Coding region: 163-384 (73 amino acids)
Biological process (GO): apoptotic signaling pathway
Cellular component (GO): mitochondrion; membrane
Source: RefSeq, a predicted model, not a curated record